Molecule: messenger RNA, 853 nt
Organism: Jatropha curcas
Lineage: Eukaryota; Viridiplantae; Streptophyta; Magnoliopsida; Malpighiales; Euphorbiaceae
Source: RefSeq, a predicted model, not a curated record
CAGCACAACACACAACAGAAGUGACGAGAAAUUUACUACAUAUUUUUGUUAUCUGUUGCAAGUUAUGGCCAAUCUUCGCUCUCCUUCCUUCAUUAUUCUGCUCUUGCUAAUCACCUUGUCAAUUUGUAUAGAGGCUCGACAUCUUUUAGAGACAACAUUGUCAGAGAUACCUGAGCUUCCUAAGCCUGAAUUGCCUGAGUUGCCAAAGCUUGAAGUUCCGAAAUUUCCUGAAUUGCCAAAGCCUGAACUGCCCAAAAUCCCUGAAUUUCCAAAGCCUGAACUGCCUGAAAUUCCUGAAUUACCAAAGCCUGAACUGCCAAAAUUGCCAGAAUUGCCAAAGCCUGAGCUGCCAUCAGCUCCCCACUUGCAUGAGUUACCAAAGCUUGAAGCUCCGAAAUUUCCUGAAUUGCCAAAGCCUAAACUGCCUGAAAUUCCUGAAUUGCCAAAGCCUGAAGUGCCAAAAUUGCCAGAAUUGCCAAAGCCUGAGUUGCCAUCAUUUCCACACUUGCCUGUGUUGCCAAAGCCUACAUUUCCUACUAUACCAACUCUUCCCAAGGACAUCAAACCACCUCAGUCAACCAGUAGUCCUUAAACACCAUAUCAUCUACGCUACAAGCUUUGAUUUAUGAUCUGCUAUAUUUGAGUCCGAGCGUCUCAUCUUGAGAGUCCAAUUAUUUAUGUAUUGUAUACAUACUUAAAUUAUCCUAUGUGUUUUUUCUGUUUAAAGUUUGUAUUUUUUUUGUACUUAUUUUUGGUUUAAGUUACAGAUUAUGUAUGUUCUCAGUUAAUUUUCUAUACAAGAAAUUGUUUCAGCUAUUCAUAUGGUAUAAAUGAAAUGAUAAUACUUUAAUUA